CAUUAUAGCUAUCAUCGUAAUUUAUCUCAAAUUCGUCAAAAAUUGGGGACCCAGGAUGAUGCAAAAUCGGAAGCCAUUCCAACUGAAAACACUUAUGAAUGCACGAUUACAGCUGGAGCUGUGAACCUAUCAAUCAAAAAGGCAAUCCCUCUAGAAAAAUGCUCAUUUUCGUAACAUAUCUUUACUUUGUAUCGAAAAUUAUCGACCUUCUAGACACAGUGUUUUUCGUGAUGCGAAAAAAAUACAAUCAAAUAACAUUUCUGCAUACGUAUCACCACGCGGGAAUGGUAGUUGCCACUUAUGUCUUCACCAAAUUUCUAGCAGGAAGCCACGCGACCCUUUUGGGACUAAUAAACAGUUUCGUCCACGUUAUCAUGUACUUCUACUAUUUCCUUACUUCGUUUAAGCCAGAAUUGAAACACUCAUUAUGGUGGAAGAAGCACAUCACUCAAGUGCAGUUGCUUCAGUUUACUAUUCUUAUGCUACAUUUCGGCAUUCCACUCAUUGGAGGAUAUUGUGACUUUCCCAAAGUGCUCCUGUUCAUUGGGUUCACGCAAAACAUGUUUAUGUUUACCCUUUUUGCCGACUUUUAUAUUAAGGCAUACAUUAAAAAUAACAAAUUUAAAUCGAUAGGACAAAAGAACGUUGAAUAA
Anopheles cruzii is the source of this 653-nucleotide messenger RNA. Its product is annotated as elongation of very long chain fatty acids protein AAEL008004-like. Gene Ontology annotation, biological process: very long-chain fatty acid biosynthetic process; fatty acid elongation, monounsaturated fatty acid; fatty acid elongation, polyunsaturated fatty acid. The transcript is spliced from 5 exons. Gene Ontology annotation, cellular component: endoplasmic reticulum membrane. The record is from RefSeq and is a predicted model, not a curated record. Gene Ontology annotation, molecular function: fatty acid elongase activity. NCBI's taxonomy places the organism in Eukaryota, Metazoa, Arthropoda, Insecta, Diptera, Culicidae. The coding region runs from base 99 to 653 and encodes 184 amino acids.